GCGCGGAGCGGGGAGCGCGCCCGGGCUGGCGGCGGGCGGAUGCCGGGGCGGGCGCAGCGCAGCCGAGCCGCGCUCGCCGCACUCGGGCAGCGGCUGCGGAGGCGAUGAGAGGCCGGAGGGGCUGAGCCGAGCCGAGCCGCGCCGCGCCGGGGGAGGCGGAGGGGCUGCGGGCAGCGGCGGCCGCCCGGCCCCGGAUUUCCAUGGUGCCGGGGGCCGCCUGCGUCCCCCCGCCCUGAGCCGGCAGGCGGGCGGCAGCGGAGCCGGGCACACGGGAUCUAAUCCUUCGCUCUGGGUGGUUCUUGUCUCCACAGAACCAUGUGAGGGACAUUGCCGGGGCUCAGGACACGCGCGGGGGACACGGAGCUUGCCUUUCCCAGGAUGGAUCAGAGGAGGAGCUGGCCUCGGGUACUGGACUCUGAUGGCUGCUCAGUGGCUCUGCUCUGCCUCUUCCUGGCAUCGCUCUCCCGGAACGUGUCCAGCAAUGCCUUGUUCAACACUUUCCACUCGGAGAACCGGGACUGGACGUUCAACCACCUGACGGUGCACCGGGGCACGGGCGCCGUCUACGUGGGGGCCAUCAACAGGGUGUACAAGCUUUCGGGGAACCUGACCAUUCUGGUGGCUCACAAAACCGGCCCCGAGGAGGACAACAAAUCCUGCUACCCUCCCCUCAUCGUGCAGCCCUGCAGCGAGGUCCUGACGCUCACCAACAACGUCAACAAGCUGCUCAUCAUCGACUACUCCGAGAACCGGCUGCUGGCCUGCGGCAGCCUCUACCAGGGCGUUUGCAAGCUGCUGCGCCUCGACGACCUCUUCAUCCUGGUGGAGCCCUCGCACAAGAAGGAGCAUUACCUCUCCAGCGUCAACAAAACGGGCACCAUGUACGGGGUGAUCGUGCGCUCCGAGGGCGAGGACGGGAAGCUCUUCAUCGGCACGGCGGUGGAUGGCAAGCAGGAUUACUUCCCCACCCUGUCCAGCCGCAAGCUGCCCCGCGACCCGGAGUCGUCGGCGAUGCUGGAUUACGAGCUCCACAGUGACUUUGUCUCGUCCCUCAUCAAAAUCCCCUCGGACACGCUGGCCCUGGUUUCGCACUUUGACAUUUUUUACAUCUACGGCUUCGCCAGCGGUAACUUCGUCUAUUUUCUGACGGUGCAGCCCGAGACACCCGAGGGCGUCUCCAUCAACUCCGCCAGCGACCUCUUCUACACCUCGCGCAUCGUCCGCCUGUGCAAGGACGACCCCAAGUUCCACUCAUACGUGUCCCUGCCCUUCGGCUGCGUCAAGGGCGACACGGAGUACCGGCUGCUGCAGGCUGCCUACCUGUCCAAGCCGGGCCAGGUGCUGGCCAGGGCCCUCAACAUCACGGCAGAGGAGGACGUGCUCUUUGCCAUCUUCUCCAAGGGGCAGAAGCAGUACCACCACCCGCCCGACGACUCCGCGCUCUGCGCCUUCCCCAUCCGCACCGUCAACGCCCACAUCAAGGAGCGCCUGCAGUCCUGCUACCAGGGCGAGGGCAACCUGGAGCUCAACUGGCUGCUGGGCAAGGAUGUGCAGUGCACCAAAGCGCCAGUCCCCAUCGAUGACAACUUCUGUGGGCUGGACAUCAACCAGCCCCUGGGGGGCUCGGUGCCCGUGGAGGGGGUGACGCUCUUCACCUCCAGCCGCGACCGCAUGACCUCCGUGGCCUCCUACGUCUACAACGGCUACAGCGUGGUCUUCGUGGGCACCAAGACGGGCAGGCUGAAGAAGAUCCGGGCGGACGGGCCGCCCCAGGGCGGGAUCCAGUACGAGGUGGUGCCGGUGUUCAAGGACGGCAGCCCGGUGCUGAGGGACAUGGCCUUCUCCACCGACCACAAGUUCCUGUACGUCAUGUCCGAGCGCCAGGUGUCCCGGGUGCCCGUGGAGUCCUGUGAGCAGUACACGACCUGCCAGGAGUGCCUGAGCUCGGGGGACCCCCACUGCGGCUGGUGCUCCCUGCACCACAUGUGCUCCCCGAGGGACCGCUGUGAGCGGGCAGAGGAGCCGUUCCGCUUCGCGGGGAGCAUCGGGCAGUGCCUGAGCGUGGCCGUGCAGCCCAGCAGCAUCUCCGUGUCCGAGCACAGCCUCCCGCUCAGCCUGCGGGUGAGCGACGCGCCCGACCUGAGUGCCGGGGUCAGCUGCCUCUUCGGGAACCUCAGCGAGGUGCAGGGCCAGGUGUCGGGCAGCCAGGUGGUGUGUGUGUCACCGGCAGCCAAGGACGUCCCUGCCAUCCCCGUGGAUCAGGACUGGUUCGGUGUCGUGCUCCAGCUGAAGUCCCGGGAGACGGGCAGGACCUUCGUCAGCACCGAGUUCAAGUUCUACAACUGCAGCGCCCACCAGCUGUGCCUGUCCUGUGUGAACAGUGCCUUCCGCUGCCACUGGUGCAAGUACCGCAACCUGUGCACCCACGACCCCACCACCUGCUCCUUCCAGGAGGGGAGGAUCAACGUCUCCGAGGACUGCCCCCAGCUGUUCCCCACGGAGGAGAUCCUGAUCCCGGUGGGAGAGGUGAAGCCCAUCACGCUGAAGGCCAGGAACCUGCCGCAGCCCCAGUCGGGCCAGAGGGGCUACGAGUGCGUGCUCAGCAUCCAGGGCAUCGUGCACAGGGUGCCCGCCCUGCGCUUCAACAGCUCCAGCGUGCAGUGCCAGAACAGCUCGUACCUCUAUGAUGGGAUGGACAUCAGCAACCUGGCAGUGGACUUUGCCGUGGUUUGGAACGGGAACUUCGUCAUUGACAACCCAGAGAACCUGAAAGUGCACCUGUACAAGUGCGCGGCGCAGCGCGAGAGCUGCGGGCUGUGCCUCAAGGCCGACCCCAAGUUCGAGUGCGGCUGGUGCAGCGGCGAGGCCAAGUGCACCCUGCGGCCCCACUGCGGCUCCCCCGGCGCCCCGCCCUGGCUCGACUGGUCCAGCCACAACGUCAAGUGCUCCAACCCGCGCAUCACCGAGAUCCUGACGGUGUCGGGGCCCCCGGAAGGAGGGACCAGGGUGACAAUCCGUGGCGUGAACCUGGGCCUGGACUUCUCGGAGAUCGCGCAGGGCGUGCAGGUGGCCGGGGUGCAGUGCACGCCCCUGCCCGAGCACUACGUCGUGGCCGAGCAGAUCGUCUGUGAAAUGGGGCAGGCGCUUCCAGGGAUCAGCUCCGGCCCAGUGCUCCUGUGCAUCGGAGAGUGCAAGCCCGAGUUCACGGCCAAGUCAGCGCAGCAGUACACGUUCGUGACCCCAGCUGUGAGUUUCCUGAGCCCCAGCCGUGGCCCGGAGUCGGGAGGGACCAUGGUGACCAUCUCUGGCCACUACCUCGGGGCUGGCAGCCGCGUGUCCGUGCUCCUGGGGAACCAGACCUGCGAGUUCCUCGAGCGAUCCAUGAACGAGAUUGUUUGUGUGUCAGCGCCCUCAGCUCACGGCCUGGGGGCUGUUCAGGUCUCUGUCAGCGUGGACAGGGCUCAGCUGGAGAGAACUCUGCUGUUUGAGUACAUCGAUGACCCCAAGGUGCAGCACAUCGAGCCCGAGUGGAGCAUCGCCAGCGGACACACGCCCCUGACUGUCACUGGCUCCAACCUGGACGUGAUCCAGGAGCCCCGGAUCCGCGUCAAGCACAACGGCAAGGAGUUUGUCAACGUGUGCAAGGUGGUGAACGCCACGGCCCUGGCCUGCCUGGCGCCGCCGCUGACCGCUGAGUACCGGCCGGGGCUGGACGCCGUGGAGCGCCCGGACGAGUUCGGCUUCAUCUUCAACAACGUCCAGUCCCUGCUGCUCUACAAUGACACCAAGUUCAUCUACUACCCCAACCCCACCUUUGAAAUGCUGAGCUCCACCGGGGUGCUGGAGCAGAAGCCGGGCUCUCCCAUCAUCCUGAAGGGCAGGAACCUGUGCCCGCCGGCCCCCGGAGGAGCCAAGCUCAACUACACGGUGCUGAUUGGGGAGACGCCCUGUGCUGUCACCGUGUCUGAGACACAGCUGCUCUGCGAGCCCCCCACCCUCACCGGGCAGCACAAAGUGGUGGUGCGUGUGGGGGGGGUCAUCUUCUCCCCUGGCUCGGUGAGCGUCGUGUCCGACAGCCUGCUGACCCUGCCCGCCAUCGUCAGCAUCGCGGCCGGCGGCUCCCUGCUCCUCAUCAUCGUCAUCAUCGUCCUCAUCGCCUACAAGCGCAAGUCCCGUGAGAACGACCUCACCCUCAAGAGGCUGCAGAUGCAGAUGGACAACCUGGAGUCCCGGGUGGCCCUGGAGUGCAAGGAGGCUUUUGCAGAGCUGCAGACGGACAUCAACGAGCUGACCAGCGACCUGGACCGCUCGGGGAUCCCCUACCUGGACUACCGCACCUACGCCAUGCGCGUGCUCUUCCCGGGCAUCGAGGACCACCCGGUCCUGCGGGAGCUGGAGGUGCAGGGCAACGGGCAGCAGAGCGUGGAGAAGGCCCUGAAGCUCUUCGCCCAGCUGAUCAACAACAAGGUGUUCCUGCUGACCUUCAUCCGCACGCUGGAGCUGCAGCGCAGCUUCUCCAUGCGCGACCGCGGCAACGUGGCCUCGCUGAUCAUGACGGGGCUGCAGGGCAAGCUGGAGUACGCCACCGACGUCCUCAAGCAGCUGCUCUCCGACCUCAUUGAGAAGAACCUGGAGAACAAGAACCACCCCAAGCUGCUGCUGCGCAGGACCGAGUCGGUGGCCGAGAAGAUGCUGACCAACUGGUUUGCCUUCCUGCUCCACAGGUUCCUCAAGGAAUGUGCUGGAGAGCCCCUGUUCAUGCUCUACUGUGCCAUCAAGCAGCAGAUGGAGAAGGGCCCCAUCGAUGCCAUCACGGGGGAGGCGCGCUACUCCCUGAGUGAGGACAAGCUCAUCCGGCAGCAGAUCGAGUACAAGACCCUGAUCCUGAACUGUGUGAACCCAGACAACGAGAACAGCCCGGAGAUCCCGGUGAAGGUGCUGAACUGCGACACCAUCACCCAAGUCAAGGAGAAGAUCCUGGACGCCGUGUACAAAAACGUCCCCUACUCCCAGAGACCGAGAGCUGUGGACAUGGAUUUGGAGUGGCGGCAGGGCCGGAUCGCCCGCGUGGUGCUGCAGGAUGAAGACAUCACCACCAAGAUCGAGGGGGACUGGAAGCGCCUCAACACCCUGGUGCACUACCAGGUGUCAGACCGCUCCGUGGUGGCUCUGGUUCCCAAGCAAACCUCCUCCUACAACAUCCCUGCCUCUGCCAGCAUCUCCCGGACAUCCAUCAGCAGAUACGACUCCACGUUCCGCUACACGGGCAGCCCCGACAGCCUCCGCUCGCGCGCGCCCAUGAUCACCCCCGACCUGGAGAGCGGCGUCAAGGUCUGGCACCUGGUCAAGAACCACGACCACGGCGACCAGAAGGAAGGGGACAGGGGCAGCAAGAUGGUCUCUGAGAUCUACCUGACCAGGCUCCUGGCUACAAAGGGCACGCUGCAGAAGUUCGUGGACGACCUGUUUGAGACGCUGUUCAGCACGGUGCACCGCGGCAGCGCCCUGCCCCUCGCCAUCAAGUACAUGUUUGACUUCCUGGACGAGCAGGCGGACAAGCACGGCAUCCACGACACCGACGUGCGCCACACCUGGAAGAGCAACUGCCUUCCCCUCCGCUUCUGGGUGAACGUGAUCAAAAACCCGCAGUUCGUGUUCGACAUCCACAAGGGCAGCAUCACGGACGCCUGCCUGUCCGUGGUGGCUCAGACCUUCAUGGAUUCCUGCUCCACCUCGGAGCACCGCCUGGGCAAGGACUCCCCCUCCAACAAGCUGCUGUACGCCAAGGACAUCCCCAGCUACAAGAGCUGGGUGGAGAGGUAUUACGCGGACAUCGCCAAGCUCCCGGCCAUCAGCGACCAGGACAUGAACGCCUACCUCGCCGAGCAGUCGCGCCUGCACGCCGUGGAGUUCAACAUGCUGAGCGCGCUCAACGAGAUCUACUCCUACGUCAGCAAGUACAGCGAGGAGCUCAUCGGAGCUCUGGAGCAGGAUGAGCAGGCUCGGAGGCAGCGCUUGGCUUACAAAGUAGAGCAACUCAUCGGGGCCAUGUCCUUCGAGAGCUGAAGAAAGGUCACGGGCAGCAAAGGGCAGAGGAUCGCACGGACUCUCGGGAAUUUGGAGGAGAACAAGCGAGGAAGGCACUGGACACACCCCCAAGGCUCUGCUGGAGAGAGCAGAGCCUGGCUCAAGGACUGGCUGUGUUCAAAACUCAUACAGGAUCCGGUUUGAAAGGGCAGGAAGGGAAGAAGGUGAAACAUCUCAAUCCAAGUCCAAGCAAGGUGGAUCGUUUUUUCAAGUGUACGCGGAAAGAAGGAACCUGGAAAGUCUGGAUGUCUCCACGACUGCUGCUUUGCAUGAAAAUUGUUUAAUGUAUAUUGGAAAACAAAACUUUAUUUAAAGGGGUUUUUUUGUAAAAAAAAAAAAAAAAAAAAAAGAAAAAAAAGGAAAAAAAGAAAAUAAAUAGAGCAAAAACCACAGAGGCCAUAGAGAUAAUCCUGGCAAGAAGGAUCAGCUGUGAAUCCUGUCCCUCAGAGCCUUCCAAGGACAUGGCUCAGGCAUUCUGCAAAUGGACUCUCACGCCAAUUGGAACAUCUGAAAAACCAAAAUGUCUUUGUUUUGGAUUCUUACAACAAAUACGAGCACAAGUUUGCACCACACCUUUUUACACAAGCGAAAUUGCAGUUUUGCCCGAAAACAGUCCAGUGGCUGAGUAACUUAGAGGCACUAGAAGGAACUUCACCUGAAUUGCAAAACCAUCACAUCAUCCGACCUGUCUGAAACCCAGCUUUAUCCAUGUAUUUAUGCAGUGUCAAUAUAUGUAUUUUUUUUUUAAAUCCCAUUUAGUGUCGAAUGAGGGAAGACCUGAAUUUCAUUGGUUUUGCCUUUUCCACCUCCAUCCCACCUCACUGGCUGAUCCAGCAGUAUGGAUAUGGUGAUCCAGCGGUGUCCAGCAUGGCCACGGUGAUCCAGCAGUGACCAGAAUGACCACAGUGAUCCAGCAGUGACCAGAAUGACCACAGUGAUCCAGCAGUGUCCAGCAUGGCCACGGUGAUCCAGCAGUGUCCAGCAUGGCCACGGUGAUCCAGCAGUGACCAGAAUGACCACCGUGAUCCAGCAGUGACCAGCACUGAUCCAUUCAGUGUCCACUGCUGGUUCCUGCAGGUGCCACGUGAGCCAAGGCAGAGCUGGGCUGACACCUCCAGGGCUGGUUUUGGGGGUCUCCAGCAGCCACAUCUGAUUUCUCGCAGCAAAGCCCCCCAAACCCCGAUGUUUACGGUGACAAUACUUGAAGAGCCUGGAUGUUGGGAGAGCAGAUUUUGUUGCUUUUCUGAUGGACGUGCAGUCCUUGGGCACAGGCUCCCUUUGGGUGUCUCCGCCAGCGUUUGCCGCCUCGCCCAGGACCAGGACUUGCAUUUCCACUGGGAAAGGGAGAGAAAUCUCUGCUCCAGGCAAGAGCAAACCUUAACCAGCACCCCUGGGCCAGCCAGCUCUGCUGUCGUGUCUCUGUGUCGGCGUCUCGUUGUUCUCCUCAGUUCCUUGCUGGCCCCCAUGGCACACGUUCCUGUGGCCAGUGACAGGCAAAUGUUUGUGAGUGUUAUUUCUUUCAAAGACACCAAAGCUUAUGUGUGUCCCUUUGUAGAGUGCCAGGAGGGGAAGGAAUGCUGUAAAUAUUUCUCUCUGUAGUGAAUAUUGAUACGUGUGCAGGCUGCAGUGGGGAGGGCAGGGAGAGGAGGCCUAAUGGAAAUACAAGAGCUGGCUGCAGGAGCUUGGCAGUGGCAGAAAAAUAAUUCCUGGUGUCUGCCCAGGCAGUGUCACACCAGACUGGGACCUUCGUUUGCAGCCCGUGUGUGUUGAAGGAAAAUCCAUUUCCAUCUCCAUCCCCCUCCUCCACCAUUCCUGCCUGAGGAGCCCAGCAGGGCUCCCUGAGAGCUGCUGGCUUUCCGUGUCCUGCAGUCCAGCACCAGGGGAGGGGAGAAGCACGUAGAGAAAUACUCAGGAAACUUGGUUUAAUUACCAUUCAGUAAAAGCCAUGCCAAGUCCACUUUCUUUUGGUAAUCCACUUCUGUGAGUCUCUCUGAAAAGCAGAAAAUACUGAUGAUAAUAAUCAACCUUGUGCAAUAAGUUCUUGACAUUUACAGCAGCCUGAGCACUGGAUUUACUGAGACAGGGGGAGAGUGGCAGAAACAGAGACUGAAAGGCAGAGCAGUGUUUGCACUGCCUCUUAUCCAAGAGUUCCCUUCCCAGGGAUCCUGCUCCUGCACGGUGAAUCUCAUUUCUGAGGCAAAAAAUGUGCAAAAGUCCUGCUAAAAGUCAGGCACUGCGGAGCCCAGCGCCAGGAACGUCGCUGGAGCAGUCCCCAGCCUGGCCUGCCCUGUGCUGCAGGUACCCCAGGGCAUGGCAGAGGGUCAGGCUUUGAAAUCCUGCAGGUUUUUUGCUGGUUCUGUUCCUGCUGUUCACCCUGAUCCAUCACACAGCUUAGGUGAGGGAUUGCCAGGUCUGUUCUAGCUGUGGUUGUUGGUUUGGGUUCGCCAAGUUCUCAUGGUACUCUGAAACCCAAAGAGAGCACUCCAAAAAGUUCCUGAACGACUUCCAAACACUUCCAAAUACCAGUCUGGGGAGUUAUCUCUGCAGGACUCUCAAAACACGAGUACAGCCCAAAGCAAAGGCCUGGCUGUGCCUCACCCGGGCCUGGUGACAAUGUCCCUGUCCCGCAGCCCUCGUGGUGCUCCUCUCUGCAUCCCUUUGAGAGGCUCUUGUGCAGCUUUUCAUCCUGCUUUCCUCCUCCUGCUCCCUCCCCUCUGGCCAGGAGCAUCCCCCAAGCCAAGGCUUUGUCAUGCCCCCUCCCCUGUAUUUUCUCAGCAGACGUGGAGCUCCCCACACACCCCCUGGAUUCUCUGGGAGAACGUGAAGGAGACAAGGGGACAACUGAGUUCAUCUUCUGUGCUGUGGGACGAUCUCAGCAGAGAGAAAAAUAAAGGGAAAGCAGCAGGAGCACUUUGCAAACCAGUAAACUCUUACACUUCUGACUGAAUCCUGAAGGAAACAGCAAAAACACCUCGUCCAUCACCUGGAAAAGCUUUGGGAGGACAGCAGAGGGAACAGCACAGUCCUGGCUGGAGGGGUGGCCUACAAAUACAUUGCCAAGUAUCUCCUCAUGGUGGUUGACAUUAAUUAUGGAUCUUUACAGGCAAUUAUAUGGAUUGAAGCAACAUAUCCCCCCGGGGCAGAGCGCUGGGAAUCUCUUGCCCUGCUUGCAUCCAACAUUUCCAUUCCUCCUUCGGGAGGAGGAAGCUUCAGAUCUCAAAAUGGCAUUUUCUUCUCACUCGCAGCAAACUGGACUCGAGGGUUGGUCAGGAGGGGGCACUUGCCUUAGAUGAAAUGAUUUCACGUCCCUCUCAUUGCCCCCUUCCUCCUGCAAGGCCACGUGGAGUUUGGAGUCUGCAGUUCCCUUCGUUUCAGGUAUUCCGACAUCAAAGUGGGAGACGUCACUUGCCGGGAUCUCUCUGCCUGGUGUCACCGCUUGAAUAAUUCCGUUUAAUCUUCUGCUCAUGAGCUAUCAAAGCACCCACUCCGAGGGGGAGCGAGGUGCUAAUCAAACGCUUCUCCACCUUGAAAGCCUUUAUUAAAACCCCACACAGGAGAGGGGAGCUGGCAGGCAAGGCUGGCCCCGCCGAGGAGCCGCAGCCACCAAAGCUCAGAGGGCGUGGACAGCGAGUGGUCCACGCUUUGCCACAAAGGAUGGAUUUAAAGGGAGGCAGGAGGGAUCAGCACGGCCAAAGCGCUGGAAACCCUGUGAAAUCCAGCAUGGAUAUCCCUGGAAACCCUGUGGAAUCUAGCAUAGAUAUCCCUGGAAACCCUGUGAAAUCCAGCAUGGAUAUCCCUGGAAACCCUGUGGAAUCCAGCAUGGAUAUCCCUGGAAACCCUGAGGAAUCCAGCACGGAUAUCCCUGGAAACCCUGAGGAAUCCAGCACGGAUAUCCCUGGAAACCCUGGAUAUCCUCUCUGCAGCAGGGAAGACCCACCGUGGGGACAAGCGCUGAGAAACAAAACUGCUGCCACGGCCUGGCUGCACCCCAGCAGCAUUCCAGGUGUGGAAUUUCAGGUUUUUGCCUGAAGGAUGGCCGUGGGGACAGCGGUGCCUCCCCAGGGCUGGGGCUGUGACACGCUGGGGACGGUGAGCGCAGUGCCAACACUUCAUCACAGCAGUGCCUUCCACACUCUGUCUUAAAAUCCUGGUGGCCCAUCCCCACGUCAGUGUUCCCUCCUACCUUCCACUGGACUCCACAAAAAAUGUCCCAACGUAGGAAGCAGUUUGGGUGGGCUCGUGGAGGGCAAAGGCGAGAGGGUUUAAGGCUCUGGGGUUGCAUUCUGCACGCUGCUGGCUCCCAGCUCCUUGGUGGGUCUUGGUGUUCAAGUCUGUGUGGGAGAAGGGUCAGAGCCUCCCCUCCUGCAGUGGGCACAGCCUCCAAACAAGGUCUCAUUCCCAGAAGUGCCCAGGAGCCAGCAGGGAUGAGGAAGGCCAGGUUGGCACGGGGCAGAGCAGCUCCCAGCACAGCCCCUGUGCUGCUCCAGAGCCUCGAGCCCCUUCCCUGGCAGCAGCCCAGCCACGUUCUGCUGUCACUGGCUGUUCUCCAUCCAGUUUCCUGUGCUGUCAGAGCUCACCUGUCACAGGGACUCAGCUCCCCAAACUAAAUGAAACUAAAAGAGACUGACUUGAAUAAGCUGGGCCAUCAGGGAGAGCUCACGUGUGACUGCGCCCUGGAGAGAAGAAAAAAUGUUCCGAGGAGGGUAAAUAACUGACAUCAAAGAUGCAUUAAAAUGCCACAGAGCUUCAGCCAUCCUGUUCCAGAUCCACAUUUGCACCAGGAGUUGCAAGGCUAUAGUGCAGGGAGCUGUGACAUUGUACAGCUGUGUGAGGAAGAGCUCGGAGCACAGUCCUGCCCUUGGUGCAAACACCCAGCCUGGGCCCAAAACCAGACACCAGCGGGUCAGAGGCUGAGGGCAAAGCACCGGGGCCAGUUCUGAGGCCACCUGCAUGGGCAGGAUGGUUUGGUUUUACUGAUGAGACAUUCAGUGGGGAAACAACCAGAGUGAGAGAUGUGUGCGCCGCAAGGACACCGCUGGGAUCUGCUGAGCUGAGCAGCCCCAGAGGGGCAGUUUCAGUGCAGCUUGGUCAGGCUGGUUUUGCAGGGGAAGAGGGUGGGAGGUUUGGACCAGUUUUGGCUGCCUGGAAGGCUUUGUUAAAGCCCCUUCACCCUGAAAACCCCCAGAUGUGGGUGCUGGUCCUGUUCUGGGCAGGGAAUGGAGCAGCGGCCGGAGCCCCAGCUGCGGGUGGUGCCUGGUGCCUUCCUGGCUCCUGGAAGAAAACUGGGGGUCUGUGGUGUGAGCCCUGCACCCCAGGGCGGUCAGAGAAGGGGAGGUGGAAGGGUGGGGCAGUGUGGGCUGGCAGAGCCCCCCUGCUCCGUGCUGGAAAAGCCACUCUGUCCCUCCAGGGUGUCUGUGCCCACCCAGCUGAGGUGGCACCAGCGGUGUCGUGGCCGUGCCGUGAGCACGGCAGUGUCUCUGUGCUUGUUCUUUCAGAUCCCCCCUUGUCCCUGUGUUUCCCAUCCCUCUCCUCCCUUUGUGACCGUGGAAUAUAAUCCUGACAGAAUUUCCCUUUCUGCAGCGUUGAGGAACACGCCCCCAAGGCCUGCAGGGUCCUUCCAGUUGCACGGACAAUAUCCCAAAUAUCCCAAACUCCCCGGGCCUCCCAAGGCUGCCAAAUCAAACACCAGAUCUCCCGUAUGGCCUUUCCUUGGGGAUUUUUAAUACCUCUCUUUCGGAUCAGCUUGGAAGUUUAUGCAACAGCUUCUCCAGCCGGCGUUCCCACCCCGAGGGCUGGGCACACAAAGGUGCAGAGCAGCCGUGGGGAGGGCAAAAAGCUGAUUUUGCCACGUUAUUUCCUGGCUUCAGAAGACGCAGCAGAAAUGUCCCUGUCUUACUGCUGAGUUUUGGUGUUGAUGGCACCUUGGGAGCCGCUAGGAGAGGCAGCGAGGGGAAGGGAAUGUACAGGUACUAAAACUUCUGGAGUCCCCCCAAAAACAGAAUGUAGAGGUAUCAGCCAUGGAACAGAUUCUGAUUUCUUCUUCCCCUUCUCCUCACAGACCAAGCCCCAGCAGUUUUAGGGGAUUUGUGUGUUGGCAGGAACAGGGAGUUGAUUUGUGUCUGUGCCCAUUCCACCACAUCGUUCUCUGGCUCCUCCCCUCCCCGUUAUACUUGACACACUGGAGUUCUGUAUUAUAUUUUUUUUUAAGAUGAUUGUCUGUUUUUUGUUGUUUUUACAAGUGUUGUGGAAAAAAAAAUGUAAGAAAGUUUAAGUAUUUAAAAAUGUUCCAAGGAAAUAAAAGGGGGUUUUGUUAUUAUUCUAAUAUAUUAUUGUGUACCUAUUGUAAAUAUGAAACACUCCUAUUUUGCAAGCCAAGGACUCACUUUGUACUGUUGUUAUAUAUAAAUAAAGUUUACUGGUUAAAAAAGCC
Messenger RNA from Passer domesticus (house sparrow), 12517 nucleotides. It is a transcript of the gene PLXNA2, whose product is annotated as plexin A2. The transcript has 32 exons. Gene Ontology annotation, molecular function: protein binding; semaphorin receptor activity. Bases 379 to 6066 code for a protein of 1895 amino acids. Lineage: Eukaryota; Metazoa; Chordata; Aves; Passeriformes; Passeridae. Gene Ontology annotation, biological process: negative regulation of cell adhesion; regulation of cell shape; regulation of GTPase activity. The record is from RefSeq and is a predicted model, not a curated record. Gene Ontology annotation, cellular component: semaphorin receptor complex; plasma membrane.